GAGUGGGAAUUCAAAAGCAGAGAGAAGAGAAACUUCUGAAGAGAGAGAGAGAGAGAGAGAUGCCGGCGAACGGAGGGAAAUCGAAAUCGAAAUCGGUGAGGAAGCCACUGAGAGAAUUGUCGAACAACGGAAAUCGAAAUGGAGGAGGAAAGUUCUCGAAACCUGAGAAUCUGAAGAAGAAAAACUCCGAGAAAGAGAAGGAAAACGAUGAGUCGCUCGAUCGCCUCCUGCUCGUACAGUCCGAUCUCUCCUCUCUACUUCGCCAGAUUGAUGAACUGGUUGUGCAAGCAUUUAAACUUAAGGGGACAGACAAACAGGGGGGAAAAGAGAUAGAAGUUUUCACGAAUUUCUUGUCUGAAAUGCUUUCCUCAUUAAAGCCUUGGGUGCCUAGAUUUGAGAAGGUGAUUUUGGGUCCUGCUGAGCCUGAAGAUCAGCCUGUUCAAGGUUUAGCAAGUGUAUCUGUUGGUUUUGUGAAGGAAGAUGAAUCCUUUGAAGUGGCAAGUCCAGAACAGACCAAGUGCGAGUCAUUGAUCUCUCCUUCUCCCCUUGUAUCUUGGCGUGCUGAAUGUAAUGUUGAAAGGGGUAGACAACUUUUUCUGCUUACACCUCUACCUAUGUCAAAAACAUUGUCUUCCAAGCGUCAGGAUCAUAAGCCUUUGGAUUCCAUAUUGGCUGGGAUGGCUGAAAAGGGGAAGACAGUUACAUGUGAGCUUGACUCUUUGCCAAUGUUUCCCGAAGGAGAUCAUUCCAUGCUCAUCAUGACUCCAUGCUUAAAAAUGUCACCUCCUAAAUCUUGUGUACUGCUUGAACCCAUUUGUGAGUCCUCUCAUGGUGGUGGUGAUGACAGAGUUCGCAAGUCCACACCAUUUCCUUUUGGAGUUGGAUUAAAAAAUUUCAGUGCUUCUUCUGAGUCUUCUGACGGCGAAGCUUUGGAUGAUCUGACUGUGAAGUAUCCUGAACUACUAGGCAUAAGACAGACUUAUAAAUCAAGAAUUGAGAGAGAGGAACUUGAUGCUUCACCCAAGUGGUUAUUCUCACCUCCUAAAAGUUGUGUCUUGUUGGAGCCGCCUGAUGAGAAAUCUUUAAGCAAUAUUGCCAUGGAUCACCACUUGUCCAUCCCUUUUGCGGCAGAUCCGAAAACAGACUUCCCUUCAUCAAAAGCAGAUAAUCCCAAAGAUGCUUUUCCUAAAACCGUGAUGUCAAACCAAGGAUACAUUAGCAACAGUUUGUUGCACAUAGAAAGUACUCCAUUGUGGAAGGAACCUGAGAGCACAAUUCGGACAGGCAAACGUCCUGGUGAGAGCACUCUGAAGAAGGAGCUUUGGACAAGGUUUGAAGCAGCGUCAACUUAUGGACUUCGUCAUACUGCAUCUGCGUUCCCAAGAACUGUUCAGAAAGGAUUUCUUGACAUGCUGGAUGAGGUCUCUUGCGAUGAAGAAACUCCAAUUUCAGAUGGUUUGAGAUAACAACACUCUGUCUGACAAUUUUGUAAGCUGUAUAUGAUCGCAUCUGUUGUGUUCUGCAAUGUUGAAGGCUUGGGUAAGUGCUGUUUCCUGGUCAUUAUUUUGUAAUCUGCUUAAUUUGUUUCAGCCCAUUACUUUUCAUCGGACAUUGCUUUACCAAUUAAAUAAAUAUGAUGAUGCAAA
Molecule: messenger RNA, 1646 nt
Organism: Rubroshorea leprosula
Lineage: Eukaryota; Viridiplantae; Streptophyta; Magnoliopsida; Malvales; Dipterocarpaceae
Source: the annotation of a GenBank genome assembly